CCCCACCACCAAAUCCACCAAAAGCAAGAUCAGUGAUUUGGUGUAUGUUGUGAAAAAGAAAAGGAUGUUUGCGAGGACAAAGUGAUUAGUGGAGGUGGUGAGGGCGGGACCCAAAAGAGUGUUGUGGAUGCAAAAUAUCAUUUCCCGUGAGUUCCAAAUCAAAAUCCCGCAGAGCAAAGAGCACCCCGUGAUCUGCUACUCCUCACCACACAGUUUCACAACUCAUCUGGUGUAUCUGUGAUGACUCAAUCGAUGUCGCACAAGCCUCUGGACUCGCGUCACUCCAUAGACUCCUGCAUGUUGCAGCUCCGCAGCUGGAAACCCUUCAAGCUCCAAGAUGGGCCCCACCCCAAACCCUACUACUACAAGCGCCCCUGCCUCUCCGAUCGCGCAACCACGUCGUUUUCCCUCGACAUCACCAAACUCACCCUAGCCGACGCCGAUGACAACACCGCCGCAAACAACCCCAACCAUCGCCCCACCAAUUACCGACUUGUCGCCCGCAAGAGGCGCCGCCGCGGCUCUAGAUCCGUGUCCGGCCGCAGCAGCGACCGAAGUGGCACGCGGCGCUGCUGCUCAGUCGGGGCAUCCGCCGCUUACGGCACCUGCUCCGACUUCCCGGUGGCCAUGGGCACCGACUCCAGCGGUGAGCUCUUCGGCAACGGCGAUUCGAAUUGGUCUUCGGAUGUUAGCGAGGCGAAGAAUUCGAGGAGGGAGAGAGAGAGGGAUGGCGAGAGGGAGAACGUAGGUGUGGGGUUUGGGGUGAGUGGGUGUACUGACGCGAAUGGGAAUGAAUCGGGGUAUGGGAGUGAACCGGGUUAUCGUGGGGAUGCUGAGUUUGGAUAUGGCGAUGAGUUUGAUGAAGAAGAAGAUGAUCCCAGGUUGUUGUUUUGGGGCGAUCAAUUUGGAGAGACUGACUUUACCUUCAUUGCACCGGCUGUAGAUUCUAAAAGGGAGAUGGUUGGGGAGAACACCUUGCUAGAUCAAAAAUCUCAUCAUAGAUGCCGUCGCAGGAAGCAUGACUGUAGAAUGGUUGAUGCAUUAAGGGUGACCUAUUUGCCAAGUCAAUAUCGGAAAGGAUUUUGGCAAAUAUGAAAAUAUGUUGAUGAUGUAUUGAUGAGGUAUCAAUCAGCUUCUGUAGAUUUUGAUCGAAAUAUGAAGUGAUGUACUUUAGGUUAUGAUUUGUGAAGAGGAAAGUAUGUACAAGGAUUGAGCUAUGGUUAUUUGUUUGGGAUAGGAACGAGUUUUUAAUCUGAAUCAUACAAAUUUCAUAGAACACAGUUGAAAAAAUUUCUUGAACCUGUCUAGCAUGUUGGCUUUCGUCUGAAAAAUGUAAAUGAACUAAUAACCUGCUAUUGAUAUUUUUGAGUUUUGAUGGCAAA
Messenger RNA from Vigna umbellata (rice bean), 1382 nucleotides. RefSeq names its product LYR motif protein. The record is from RefSeq and is a predicted model, not a curated record. Lineage: Eukaryota; Viridiplantae; Streptophyta; Magnoliopsida; Fabales; Fabaceae.